Penaeus monodon (black tiger shrimp) is the source of this 4645-nucleotide messenger RNA. RefSeq lists its product as uncharacterized. The record is from RefSeq and is a predicted model, not a curated record. Lineage: Eukaryota; Metazoa; Arthropoda; Malacostraca; Decapoda; Penaeidae. Bases 26 to 4645 code for a protein of 1539 amino acids. The transcript has 3 exons.
ACAUGAAAUUCCUGAAGUAUCUGACAUGGAAAGGCAAAGUUCUACUUUAAGUAACAUCUCAACCUCUGAACAUCGAGAUUCUGCAGUGAGUAAUGUUUCAACCUCUGUGCAUCGAGGUUCUGCUGUGAGUGACAUCUCAGCCUCUGAAAGGCGAGGUUCUACCAAGGGUAACAUCACUUCUGAACGGCGAGGUUCUGCUAUGAGUAACAUUUCUGCUUCUGAACGACGAGGAUCUGCCAUGAGUAACAUUUCAGCCUCUGAAAGGCGAGGUUCUGCCGUGAGUAAUAUUUCAGCCUCCGAAAGGCGAGGUUCUACCAAGAGUAACAUAUCUUCUGAACGGCGAGGUUCAGCUAUGAGCAGCAUCUCAGCUUCCAAACGGCGAGGUUCUGCCGUGAGUAAUAUCUCUGAAAUGGAACGCCGUGACUCGGCUACAAGUGACGUCUCCAACAAGCAACGUCGAGGCUCAGACAGAAGUGAUGUUUCUGACAAGCAACGUCGAGAUUCUGCUAAAAGUAACAUUUCUAAUAAACAACGACGAAGCUCAGCUAAAAGUGACACCUCUGCUAAGAAACGCCGAAGCUCUGCCAAAAGUGAUGUUGCACACAUGAAACGCCGAAGCUCUGCGAGAAGUGACGUAUCUGAUGCGCAACGGCGAGGUUCUGCCGUCAGUAACAGUUCUGCUAGAAGUGAAGAGAUUGAUGUAGAAGGCGAAUAUUAUGAUAAUGAGCACUAUGAAGAAGGAGAAUAUACUGGUGAAGAGGAAGAAUAUUAUGAAGAGGAAGAUGUAGGAGAUCAGGAUGAAAAAUAUUUUGAAGAGGAAGAGGUAGAAGGCGAAGAGGAAUAUGUAGAGGAUGAAGGUGAUGAAUAUUAUGAAGAGGAGGGUGAAGUGGAGGAAGGUGAAGAAUAUUAUGAAGAGGAGGGUGAAGCAGAGGAUGGUGAAGAAUUUUACGAAGGAGAGGGUGAAGUGGAGGAUGAAGAAUAUUAUGAAGAAGAAGAGGCAGAAGAAAUCGAUGAAUACUAUGAAGAGGGUGAAAUAAAAGAAGGUGAAGAAGAUCAUGAAGAAGGUGAAGCAGGAGGGGCGGAGGACUAUUAUGAAGAGGAAGGUGAAGUGGAAGUUGAUGCGUCCCAUGAACAAGAUGAUGAUCAGCCUGAUGAAGAUCACGGACAUGGUCAAGCUGUUCAAGUCAGUGAUUCUGAUGAAAAUGUAAAAGACACUGAAAGUCAGGAAACUAAAUAUCUUAAAGAGGAAGAUGAUGAGGGUGAUUUAGAAUACAUUCGGCCUCGUACACCAGAUAGGAGAUACCUAGAAUCACUCAGUGACACACAGGAAGUGGGUGAUAUGCCACAGGAUCAAUUAGAGAACCUAACCAAGGAAGAAGAUGAACAAUAUCUGCGUGCAGCUUCUCCUUAUCUGAAAUAUCGCAAAUCAAUAAGUGACCUUGAACCUUACCUUGAUUUCAAGAAAGAGGUCAGUGACCUUAAACCUGAAAUCCAGGCCCAGUUUUUGAGCAGUCAUGAAAAUGGUCACGAUGAAGAACAAAGUCAAGCACACAGAAAAUCUAUAGAGUCUGCAGAAUCCAGUAUUCGUAGGUUGUCACAGACCUCACUAUCAGAAAGAGCCUCCAGAAAUUCGAGAGGAGCAACACCAGAAAUAGAUAUUAACCCCCAGGAGCUAACCACAGUUGAGAUUCACGACCCAAGCACUGACUCAGAAACAGAAGGGGCAGCAACAUUGGAUGUACCAAAAUCACAAGAAGAACCAAGAAAAUCGAUUGGAACUGAUGUCUUGCAGUUUCUGCUGAGGAGAUUCAGUAGUCAACCUAUACCAGACCAUCAAAACCUACCAAAUGAGGACAGGGAGAAUUCAGAGUUACAAAUUGAACAGUAUGAAGAAAAGCGCAAAUCAAUUCAGUACAACAGUUCAGACAGUGAGACAGAGCUAAAAGUAAAGUGGGGAGUUAAUCUAGGUAUAGAGAAUUCUGAAGUUCAAGAAAUUGUAGGUGAUGCUGCAACCCGACGAAAGAGCAGUGCAGUGAAUCCAGAACUUCUUGCUUCUGAACUGAUUGGUGAACUUGAAAAUCAGAGAAAGAAAAGCCUUAGUGACAAUAAACUGGGAGAUAUUGAGGCAUAUCAUUCUCUUCCUGAAGAUGAGCAAGACAUGGGAAACCAGGUAUUGGAAACAGAAUGGAAACCUCAGCCAAUUCCUCGUAGGUCUUUCAGCCAUGAAGCACAACUGCAUGAAAAGAACAUCAAGGAUGCUCAUGAUGUAGAAUCAGAUUCACAAGACAUUGAUAUUGAAGUUUACAGAAGAGUUUCCUCCACCUCCACAGACACAAAAGAAAUGCUUGUAACAUCACCAGUUAGUUCCCCUGGUGAAUUUAAUACUCACUAUUCACCAAGAGGAUCAUUUGCUGAAAGAGAUUCAUCAGCUGGACUUGAAACUACAUUGUCACCAAGACACUCAGUAGCAAGCAUAGUGUCAAAUAAAUCACCAAGGGCAUCUCCUUCCCCAAGGAGUUCAACCACUGGCUUGGAUAUAGCCAAAUCAGAAUCUAGGAAAUAUUCACAUGACUUGUCAACAAAUGCUGAUUCUCUAGACAUACAAGAUAUGCCAAAUCUGCGUCGCCGUUCAAUAGUUAGACUUGAACCAGAACUAAACUACCCUACUUCAGAUGAUGAAGACACAAAUUCAGCAGGAAGUACUGAAGGUCUUCAAAGGAAGAAAUUCAGUGUUGAUUCUGAUGAUCUCCAGUUGAUUGACCAAGCUGGUUUAGAGGCAAUGGUUCGUAGACUGAGUAGUCAACCAAUACCUGACCACAGAGGCAGUAUAAACCAAAUGGAAGAUGAAGAAUUACAAAAUGUUGCCAAUAUCGCAGAUCCAGAAAAUGACAUUUCCCCUAUGGAGAAGACUUUGGCACUGGAAAAAUUAAUUGAUGAACAAUUAAAAUCCCCAAGGGGUUCAACAGCUUUUGCAGAAACAGCAACAAAGACAGAUCUUGAGACUAUAAUAAUGGAAACCUUAAAAUCACCAAGGGGGUCAAUUAUAAGACUAGGGUCACAAAAAGGUUCACCUGCCCUGUCCCCCAGGGCCUCAUCAGCAGGUCUGCAAUAUAAACUCUCUCCCCGUAAUUCUUCUGCAGGUCUGAUAGACCAAGAAACAUUAAUGAUAGAGAACCAAGCUGAUAUACAAGAGGCUGGAAGUCUGGAAACUGAAGAUGAACGGAAAGCAGGAGGCCAAACCCAUCAAUCAAUUGGAGCAGAGAUAGUCAACUUCUUGGCUCGUAGGCUCAGUAACCAACCAAUACCUGAACUUGCUUCUGAAAAUAGAGAUGAGAUUAUCGAGUCAGUUGAAGCGUCAACAACGGUCAACGUUCCAUCAGUUAAAGAGCCUUCAGUAAGUCUAGGAGUACUGGAAUCACCAAGGGGAUCUGUUGCAGGACUAGACAUUGAGUUGAUACCAUCAGGCAGGUCACCAAGAGGCUCUUCUGCAGGACUAGCUGCAGAACAGUCACCAAGAGGAUCUUCUGCAGGACUGGAAGCAGAAAGGUCACCAAGAGGCUCAUCUGCAGGACUGGAAGCAGAAAGGUCACCAAGAGGCUCAUCUGUAGGACUGGAAGCAGAAAGGUCACCAAGAGGCUCAUCUGCAGGACUGGAAGCAGAGAGGUCUUUAAUAGGCUCAAGAAGGUCUUCCAGAGCCUCUUUUGCAGAACCAGAAAUAGAAACGUCACUAAGAGGAUCUUAUGCUGGACUGAAAACAGAAAGGUCACCAAGAGGCUCAUCUGCUGGACUUGUAGCUGGGGAUUAUAGUACUGAGUCAGUUGAAGGAUCAAUGGAAGAUCUGACUGACAUUCCACCAGGCAAAGAACCUUCAGUAAGUCUAGGUGUUCUGGAAUCACCAAGGGGGUCGGUUGCUGGACUAGAUGUUGAAAUGAUACCAUCCAUAAGGUCUCCAAGAGGUUCAUCUGCAGGAAUGGAUUCAAGAAGGUCAUCUAAAGCCUCUUCUACAGGGCCAGAAAGAGUAAGAUCACCGAGAGGCUCUUCUGCUGGACUGGAAAAAGAAAGGUCACCAAGAGGCUCAUCUGCAGGACUGGAAGCAGAGAGGUCACCAAGAGGCUCAUCUGCAGGACUGGAAGCAGAGAGGUCACCAAGAGGGUCUUCUGCAGGACUGGAAAUAGAAAGAUCACCAAGAAGCUCAAGAAGAUCUUCCAGAACUACUUCUGCAGAACCAGAAAUAAAAAGGUCACUGAGAGGAUCUUCUGUUGGACUUGAAGUAGAAGGGUCAUCAAAAUCUUAUGCAGGAAUGGAUGCAGAAAGUUCACCAAGAGGAUCUUAUGCUGGACUGGAAGCAGAAAGGUCACCAAGAGGGUCAUCUGCUGGGCUGGAAGCAGAAAGGUCACCAAGAGGAUCUUAUGCAGGAUUGGAGGCAGAAAGGUCACCAAGAGGCUCAUCUGCUGGACUGGAAGCAGAAAGGUCACCAAGAGGAUCUUAUGCAGGACUGGAAGCAGAAAGGUCACCAAGAGGCUCAUCUGCUGGGCUGGAAGCAGAGAGGUCACCAAGAGGAUCUUCUGCUGGACUGGAAGCAGAAAGUCACAGAGGUCUCUGCUGGCUGAAGCAGAAAGGUCCCAAGGGGUCAUCUGUGGGCUGA